This is a messenger RNA of Solanum stenotomum, 2016 nucleotides long. Its product is annotated as probable leucine-rich repeat receptor-like protein kinase At1g35710. Gene Ontology annotation, molecular function: protein binding. The record is from RefSeq and is a predicted model, not a curated record. Lineage: Eukaryota; Viridiplantae; Streptophyta; Magnoliopsida; Solanales; Solanaceae. The transcript has 2 exons. Bases 1 to 2016 code for a protein of 671 amino acids.
AUGAAGUCACUUGAGGUUUUACUCUUAGAUAGGAACAAUCUUUCUGGUCCAAUUCCAACAACACUAGGUGACUUAACUAAGCUCAAGACUUUGUACCUUUAUUCUAACCAACUUUCUGGUUUUAUUCCUAGAGAGUUGGGAAAUUUGAAAAGCCUCAUUUUUUUGGAUUUAUCAAUUAAUCAUCUUACUAGUCCUAUUCCUAGUGAGUUGGGGAAUCUGAUAAAUCUCAUAGAGAUAGAUUUAUCUAAAACUCAACUUACUGGUUCAAUUCCGAUUACUAUAGGUGACUUAACUGAGCUCAAAAUUCUAUACCUUUUUUCUAACCAACUUUCUGGUUUUAUUCCUAGAGAGUUGGGAAAUUUGAAAAGCCUCACUUUUUUGGAUUUAUCAAUUAAUCAUCUUACUGGUCCUAUUCCUAGUAAGUUGGGGAAUCUGAUAAAUCUCACAGAGAUAGAUUUAUCUAAAACUCAACUUACUGGUUCAAUUCCGAUUACUAUAGGUGACUUAACUGAGCUCAAAAUUCUAUACCUUUUUUCUAACCAACUUUCUGGUUUUAUUCCUAGAGAGUUGGGAAAUUUGAAAAGCCUCACUUAUUUGGAUUUAUCCACUAAUCAACUUACAGGUCCUAUUCCUAGUGAGUUGGGGAAUAUGAUAAAUCUCACAGAGAUAGAUUUAUCUAACAGUCAACUUACUGGUUCAAUUCCGAUUACUAUAGGUAACUUAACUGAGCUCAAAAUUUUAUACCUAUUUUCUAACCAACUUUCUAGUUUUAUUCCUAGAGAGUUGGGAAAUUUGAAAAGCCUCACUGAUUUGGAUUUAUCCACUAAUCAUUUUACUGGUCUGAUUCCUAGUGUGUUGGGGAAUCUGAUAAAUCUCACAGAGAUGGAUUUAUCUAAAAGUCAACUUACUGGUUCAAUUCCAAUUACUAUUGAUGACUUAACUGAGCUCAAAUUUCUAUACCUUUUCUCUAACCAACUUUCUGGUCCCAUACCUAGUGAGUUGGGUAAUUUGAAGAACCUCAAUGGUCUGUCCUUAUACGAAAAUCAACUUACUGGUCCAAUUCCUGCUUCUUUUGGCAAUUUGAGAAGCUUGCAAUUUUUGUAUCUCAAUGCCAACAAACUUACUAGUCCAAUUCCUGCUUCCUUUGGCAAUUUGAGAAACUUGCAAUUUUUGUAUGUGAGUGCCAACAAACUUUCUGGUUCUAUUCCAAAAGAACUUUCAUAUUUGGAUAACUUGGAAGAGCUGAUAAUAAGUGAAAAUCAGUUUUCAGGUCAUUUGCCUGAGCAUCUUUGCCAAGGUGGGAAACUUGAGAACUUUACGGUGAAUAGUAACAAGUUGUCUGGGCCAAUACCAAGAAGCAUGUCCACGUGCUCGAGUUUCAAAAGGGUUCGCUUUGAUAACAACAGUUUUACUGGAAAUUUAUCUGAAGCUUUUGGUAUCUAUCCGGAGCUGCAAUUUAUUAAUUUGAGCAAAAAUGAUUUUCAUGGUGAACUUAGUAGCAACUGGGGGAAAUGCAAGAAGUUGACUGAUUUUCGAGUAGCCAGAAAUAGAAUUAGUGGUCACAUACCACCAGAGAUUGGAAAUCUCAAAGGUCUUCAAGGACUAGAUCUUUCAGCAAAUCAUUUGGUUGGGAAGAUCCCUAGGGAACUUGGAAAAUUGACCUCUCUAGUUAAUCUAUUUUUGCAAAACAACCAGAUUUCUGGCAAUAUUCCUAUGGAACUUGGAUCAAUGACAAAGUUAGAAUCCCUUGAUCUAUCAAACAAUAUGUUGAAUGGGUCGAUCCCAAUGUUUAUAAGAGAUUACAUACACUUGUUUCAGUUGAACCUGAGCAACAACAAAUUUGGCCAAAAUAUUCCAAUGGAGAUAGGGAAGAUAACUCAGCUUAAUGUACUUGAUUUGAGCUAUAAUCUUCUGGUUGGAGAUAUAUCCCCUCAGUUAGCCAAUUUGAAGGUUUUGGUAAACUUAAACCUUUCCCACAAUGGCCUAUCUGGGCGAUGUCGUAUUGUCAUACAAUGA